AUGUCUUACAGUGAACUUGAACAAGAGAUCAGAUUAGAUGAUAUUGACUUCUCUGAUUUAGAAGCUCAAUACUCUGUAUCUGCCGACUUCGGAUUAGAUAAUUAUAUUGUUGUUGACGGAGCUCCAGUUACUACCGAAAACAAAGUACCAGUUUUAACUAAAGUUUUAAAGAAAUUAUUAAGUACUGCAGGUGAAUUAGCUGAUGGAGAAGAUGGAUUCCAUAUGCCAGUUGAAGAUGGUGAAACUAAAGGUUUCUUAUUCGCUCAAUAUAAAGAACCAGAAUCUGCCAGAAGAGCCAUCAAACAAUUAAAUGGUAAACAAUUAGAUAAGAAACAUAGAUUAUUAGUUAAUGCUUUAACUGAUGUUGAAAAAUAUGGUUUAGAAGGUAAUAUUCCUGAAUCUUUUGUUGAACCAGAAAUCCCACCUUUCAAAGAACAUGGUUACUUAAAAGAUUGGUUACAAGAUGAACAAGGUAGAGAUCAAGCUUUAUUACACUUUUCUGAAACCGUUGGAAUUUAUUGGAACAAGAAGAAGAAUGAUCCAGAACCAGUUAUCGAACCAAGAAAAGGAUUCACUUCUAAAUAUGCCAAAUUUUCUCCAAAAGGUACUUAUUUAUGUUCAAUUCAUCCUCAAGGGGUUCAAACUUGGGGUGGACCAGAAUUCCAAAGUAUGCAAAAAUUCAUUCAUAAUCAAGUCAGAUUAAUUGAUUUCUCUCCAAAUGAAAAUUAUUUAGUUACUUUAUCACCUGUUGGAAUUCAAUUACCUGAAAAUCCUGCUGAAAGAGAACAUUUUCCUUUCAAAGAAGAAAGUAUCGAUCAUAAAUUAGUUGUUUGGAAUUUAAAAACUGGUGAACCAGCCAGAACUUUUGCUUUACCACCUCAUUUAGAAGGACAAAAGGAAAUGCCUUGGCCUUUAGUUAAAUGGUCUUUUGAUGAUAAAUAUUGUGCUAGACAAGGACCAAAUGCUAUUGCCAUUUAUGAAACUCCUUCAUUCCAAUUAUUAAAUAAAAAAUUAGUUGAAGUUGAUUCAAUUGUUGAUUUCGAAUGGGCUCCUUCUGGUGUUCAACUUUCAGGUUCUAAGAGUGAAACCGGUGACCAUGUUUUAUCUUACUGGACUCCUGAAAGUAGUAAUCAAACUGCUAGAGUUGCUUUAAUGCAAAUUCCUUCAACUAAUAUUUUGAGAACUAUCAAUUUAUUCCAAGUUAGUGAUUGUAAAAUGCAUUGGCAUGAUGAAUCUAAAUACUUAUGUGUUAAAGUUGAUCGUCAUACUAAAUCAGGUAAAACUAUCUUCUCCAAUUUAGAAUUUUUCAAAACUACUGAAAGAGAUAUUCCUGUUGAAAAAUUAGAAUUGAAAGAUGUUGUCAUCAAUUUCGCUUGGGAACCAAGAUCAAAUAGAUUCAUCACUAUUUCAAGAUUAGAUGAUGGUAAUAACAAUCCAUCCAUUCCAAAGAAUACCAUUUCUUUCUACACUCAUGAAGAAACUAAUAAAGGUAAAGCUACCUCAUCAAAAUAUAAAUGUUUCCAAAAAGUUGAAGAUAAAUUCUCCAAUAACAUUCUUUGGGCUCCAAAAGGUAGAUUUGUUGUUAUUGCUAACAUUGGUAAAUCUAACGGAGAAAUUGAAUUCUAUGAUUGUUCAUUUGAAGAUGAUAAUAAAGCUAAUAACAAAACUAACAAUAAUAAUGUUAAAUUAUUAAAAUCAGAAAAAUAUGGUGGUAUGACCAAUAUCUCAUGGGAUCCAUCAGGUAGAUUUGUUAGUGCUUGGUCAUCAUCAUGGAUUCAUAAUAUUGAAAAUGGUUAUAAAUUAUUUGAAUUCACGGGUAAUCUUUUAAGAGAUGAUACUAUUGAUCAAUUCAGAGAAUUUAUUUGGAGACCAAGACCUGCUUCAUUAUUAUCAGCUGCUGAUAGAAAGAAAGUUAGAAAGAACUUACGUGAAUACAGUGCUCAAUUCGAUGAAGCUGAUGCUAUGGAAGCUGAUGCUGCUACUAGAGAAGCUAUCUUAUUACGUCGUAGAUUAUUAGAAGAAUGGAGAUCUUAUAGAUCUAAAUAUGCUAAUCAAGCUUCAGAAAAGAAUGAAGUUCAAGCUGAAAUCAUCGAAGAAAUCAAAGAAGAAAUCAUCGAAGAAAGAGAAGAAGUCAUUGAAUAG
Molecule: messenger RNA, 2142 nt
Organism: Yamadazyma jaroonii
Lineage: Eukaryota; Fungi; Ascomycota; Pichiomycetes; Serinales; Debaryomycetaceae
Source: the annotation of a GenBank genome assembly